This is a messenger RNA of Populus nigra (black poplar), 1358 nucleotides long. RefSeq names its product two-component response regulator ARR8-like. The record is from RefSeq and is a predicted model, not a curated record. Lineage: Eukaryota; Viridiplantae; Streptophyta; Magnoliopsida; Malpighiales; Salicaceae. Bases 526 to 1203 code for a protein of 225 amino acids. The transcript has 5 exons. Gene Ontology annotation, biological process: cytokinin-activated signaling pathway; phosphorelay signal transduction system.
AACUUCCCUGCCAUUCUCCCCAUUUUCUCUCUUCCCCCCUCUUUAUUUAUUUGUGUAGUCCUGCUCCUCCUCCUCCCAUUCUCCCAUGUUCUACGCGCUGGUUGGUUCCAUAUGUAAUUUGAACCGACCUCCCCAUCUUCCCAUCUCCUUCAACAUUUCCCAUAAAGAUUUUAUUUGUUUAUUUUAUUCUUUUAUUUUUAUUUUCUAUUGGGUCGUUGUGCAUUUCUUUAAUGCAUUGCUUACCCUGUAAUUCAAUUCUAAAAUCUACUUGGAAAUUUUGCAAGAUUUGAAAAGAAAUCUGGUCGGAUCUUGCUUUGUGGGGUGUGUGGAUUUUGUUGGGAAGGUAUCGUUUCAUUACUACAAAAUAGGCCUCUCCCCUCCCCUCUUAUUUCUUAUUCCAUUAUAGAAACAACACCGCAAAAACCAACCCACCACAACAGAAACAAAAACAAAGCAAAAACCAAAAAUUCUCUUCUAUAUUUUUUCUCUACUGUGGUGAUAAUAUUGGAUCUGGAAUUUGAUGCAAUGGCAAUAACGGGAGAUUCACACUCACAGUUUCAUGUUUUAGCUGUUGACGACAGCAUGAUAGAUAGAAAGCUGAUUGAGAGGCUCCUCAAGACAUCAUCAUAUCAAGUUACUGCAGUUGAUUCUGGUAGUAAAGCUUUAAAAUUUCUGGGAUUACAUGAAGAAGAUGACCAGAGCAACCCAGAUACAGUACCUUCUGUUUCUCCUAACGAUCAUCGGGAAGUGGAAGUGAAUCUUAUCAUUACAGAUUACUGUAUGCCCGGCAUGACAGGCUAUGAUUUGCUCAAGAAAGUAAAGGAAUCGUCAUCUCUCAGGGACAUACCUGUGGUCAUCAUGUCAUCUGAAAAUGUCCCUUCAAGGAUCACCAGAUGUUUAGAGGAAGGAGCAGAGGAAUUUUUCUUGAAGCCAGUACGACUAGCUGAUUUGAAUAGGCUUAAACCUCACAUGAUGAAAACCAAAAUUAAGAACGAAAAACAAGAAGAUCAAGAAAAGCUUGAAAAAUCAGAAAUUCAGUCAGAACAGCAGCAACAGCCACCGCCACAGCCACAGCCACAGCCACAGCCACAGCCAUCACCACUACUACAACAACCCAACAAUAACAAAAGGAAAGCUAUGGAAGAAGGGCUUUCACCAGAUAGAACUAGACCUAGAUACAAUGGCAUUACUACCAUGGUCUGAUAAAUCAUGGGGAGAUUUUUCGCACAAUGUAAUUCAGAUAAUCUCCCCCCCCCCCCCCCAUCUAGAUAUUAAUGCUGGUUAUUACAGGCUCAAUAGAAGUGUAGAAUAGAGUUGCUUCAUGUAUACAGUUUUCACAUGAAAAUAUUUCCUUCCAA